Molecule: messenger RNA, 1244 nt
Organism: Cornus florida
Lineage: Eukaryota; Viridiplantae; Streptophyta; Magnoliopsida; Cornales; Cornaceae
Exons: 2
Coding region: 342-1019 (225 amino acids)
Source: RefSeq, a predicted model, not a curated record
CCUUUCUCUCCUAGUUCCUUCUCAUAUUCUGUGUUUUAUAUUUAUUAUUCUAUAUUUGUUCUAUAUUUAUAAAAAUAGUAUAUUUAUUUUGCAGGAAAAAAAUAACAUAAGUUUAUUCAAACUCAUGCCAAAAUGCAAGCCAAAUCAAUUAGAGGGAGAGAGCAAGAAGAAUAGAAAAAGAAAUGCUGGGUUGGAUUAUUCACAUUUGAAAUGCUGGGUUGGAUUCGGGCCAGCAAUAAAUAAACCACGGUUCAAAUAUUCUUAAGCCCAGACCAGCCCAAAAUGAAGAGAGACUGAUACCAGACUUCUCACUGAGCAUUCUAGAGAGAGAAAGAAGAGAGAUGAAAUUCACAGAAUCACCGGUGAUCGAGCUCCGGGUGGGCAGUUCACUCCUCUCGAUCCAACAAGACAAUGGCUCGAUGCACGUGGGGACCACCGUCUGGCCCUGCUCUCUCGUCCUCGUCAAGUUCGCCGAGCGCUGGCACCCUCUAACGUGCGCCGCCCCCUCCCCCAACCCCAACCCCUACGCCUCCCUCCUCGACUUCCGCAACAAGCGCGCCAUCGAGCUCGGCGCCGGCUGCGGAGCUGCCGCCAUGGGCCUCCACCUCCUCGGCCUCAACGACGUCGUCCUCACCGACAUCGCCCCGGUGAUGCCGGCCCUCAAACGCAACCUCAAGCGCAACAAGCCAGUCCUCGGCAAAGCCCUAAAGACGGCCCAACUCUACUGGACCAACCCCGACCACAUCAAAGCCCUUGGUCCACCCUUCGACCUCGUCAUCGCCACCGACGUCGUUUACAUAGAGGAAACUGUGGGCCCACUGAUCUCGGCCAUGGAGGCACUGGUUAGGGACACUGGCGUUGUGUUGCUAGGGUACCAAUUGAGGUCGCCGGAGGCUCACGGGCUGUUUUGGGAGCUCGUCGGACGGGUUUUCGACGCAGAGAAGGUCCCGCACGAGCACUUGCAUCCAGAGUAUGCGUACGAAGAGGCCGAUGUGUUUUUGCUGCGAAAGAAGCUGUAGGAGACAAUUGAUGGAUUGUUCCAGGGAAACUAUGUGGAUCCAAAGAGAAGCUCACCUGCACCAAAGUGCCGUAAGAAUCUUCUGAUUUGAGACUAAGAAUUUUGUUGUAUUAUUAUUGGUAAAUUGCAGUAUUGUGUGGUCCGAAUUUAGUACUGAUGAAAUGCCUUACAAAAGUGGCAGAGAGUAAUAGUUUGAUAGUAUAUGUGUGUGAAAUUUUAAUAUUUA